This is a messenger RNA of Dovyalis caffra, 336 nucleotides long. The record is from the annotation of a GenBank genome assembly. NCBI's taxonomy places the organism in Eukaryota, Viridiplantae, Streptophyta, Magnoliopsida, Malpighiales, Salicaceae.
AUGGCAACUUUGAGAUGGCUUGUUCACUCGGCAUGUCACGUCUUAGGGUACCCUAAGGAAGAUAACAACAUGCAGUCAUGCAACAAAGUUGUAGGGUACCCUAAUGAGCAUGGAAAUGGAGUCAUGAUCAAGAACUCAAAGCUGGAAAUGAUGAAUCCUUCUUCGGGGUUUCAAAUGCCUCUUCAUUACCCUCGUUAUGCAAAGGCAGACUAUGAGAAGAUGGAGGAGUGGAAGGUGGAUGCCCUUCUUAGAGAAUAUGGAUUGAGUUUCCAUGGCAACCUUGAAGAGAAGAGAGGAUUUGCAAUGGGUGCAUUCUUGUGGCCUGAUCAGUAUUGA